Molecule: messenger RNA, 2280 nt
Organism: Sphenostylis stenocarpa
Lineage: Eukaryota; Viridiplantae; Streptophyta; Magnoliopsida; Fabales; Fabaceae
Source: the annotation of a GenBank genome assembly
AUGGGUACUGGUUGGAGGAGAGCCUUCUGCACCCGCGACCCUGCUUCUACCAUAUCGGAUAAACAACCAGGAAGUCCAAGCCCAAGCCCCAGCCCAAGAAGCUGUGCCCGUUUGGGUUUUCUCUCUGGAGGAAGCAACCCUUCCACCCCACGCUUGCGUUGCACAACAAUACCGGAAUCUGCAUCUCAAUCAGUUACUGUAAACGACAGCCCCAGAGUUCAAAGCAAGAACACCCCCAGAGCAACCAAGUCUCCGAAAACGCUCUCUGUCUCAAAUCCAACUUCACCGCGUUCUCCUCUCAAACUCUCCCUCUUCAAGAACAGUUUCAAAUUCAGGAGUAGCUGUGGAAUUUGCUUGAACAGCGUGAAGACGGGACAGGGUACGGCUAUUUACACUGCGGAAUGCGGUCACGCGUUUCAUUUCCCGUGUAUCGCAGCGCAUGUACGCAAACACGGUAGCCUGGUGUGCCCCGUCUGCAACGCCACGUGGAAAGACGUGCCUCUACUCGCGGCGCACAAGAACCUCGCUGCACAAUCCGCCUCGCAAAACCAAGUCGCGUACAGAACCACCGAAAACCCCAAUGCCAGCGACAAAAAGCCAACAGAAAACACAUCCCCCGUUUUCAAAACCUACAACCACGUCGAGCCACCACCCAAGCAUUCCGAUUCACUCCGGUCCUACGACGACGACGAGCCACUCUUCUCUCCCACCUGCACCUCCGGCGGAAGGAUCAUUCCCAUACCUGAAGCCGACGAGAAUGCCGAAGACGACGACGACGAAGAAGACGCCGGCGAGUUCCAAGGCUUUUUCGUCAAUCCGAAGAAUUCGUCCUCCUCAAAAUCGUACUCCGAUUCGUUCCAAACAAAUGAAGGUGAUUCCAGAACAGUUCAGGUGAAACUCAUGCCAGAGUGUGCUGUUAUCUCAGCUUCCCGAACGCACGAGACCUACGCUUUGGUGUUGAAAGUGAAGGCUCCACCGCCGCCAUCUCCACCACGGAACAGCGCGGCGCCAUCGCAACGCGCGCCGAUAGAUCUCGUCACCGUGCUGGACGUCGGGGGGAGCAUGACCGGCGCCAAGCUGCAUAUGCUAAAGCGCGCGAUGCGUUUGGUUAUCUCAUCGCUUGGCCCCGCUGACAGGCUCUCCAUCGUGGCUUUCUCCGCCACCUCCAAACGACUCUUACCUCUGCGCAGAAUGACUGGGCAGGGUCAGCGCGUGGCUCGGCGCAUCGUUGACCGACUCAUUGCAGGUCAAGGCUCGAGCGUAGGCGACGCGUUGAGGAAAGCAACGAGAGUGUUAGAGGAUCGCAGGGAGAGAAACCCGGUGGCGAGCGUGAUGUUGUUAUCAGACGGUCAAGAAGAGAGGGUUCAAAAUCAGAGGGGUAAUAAUAAUAAUAAUAAUAGUAAUCAGAGGAAGUCGUCGAGCCACGUGUCGUCGACGCGGUUCGCUCAUAUCGAGAUUCCGGUUCACGCUUUCGGGUUCGGGGCGAAAAGCGGUUACAGCCAGGAACCGGGGGAGGACGCGUUCGCGAAGUGCGUUGGUGGGCUGCUGAGCGUGGUGGUGCAGGACUUGAGGAUUCAAGUGGGGUUUGAGUCAGAGGCGGUUGAGAUCAGCGCGAUUUACUCGUGCAGUGGAAGGCCCAGUCUGCUGAGCUCAGGGGCGGUGCGGCUCGGUGACUUGUACGCCGAGGAAGAGAGGGAGCUGUUGGUAGAGUUGAGAGUUCCGGCGUCGUCAGGAGCGGGGACCCACCACGUGAUGGCCGUACGGUGCCUCUAUAAGGACCCUGCUAGCCAGGAGAUCGUAUACGGUAGGGAACAGGGACUUCUGGUGCCGCCGCCUCAGAGCGUUCGUUGUUCCGGUUGUAGAAUCCAGCGCCUCAGGAAUCUCUUCAUAACCACCCGAGCCAUUGCAGAGUCCAGGAGGCUUGUUGAGCAUAAUGCUGACUUCACCAGCGCGCAUCAUUUGCUUGCAUCCGCGCGUGCACUUCUCAUGCAGUCUAACGCUGCUUCGGUUGAAGAGUACGUGCGCGGCUUGGAGGCUGAGCUGGCAGAGCUUCAUUGGCGGAGACAGCAUGAGCAGGUCCAGCUUCAGCAGCAGCAGCAAAUUAUGCAACAGCGGAGAAGAGGGAGUGAGAGAGAGGUGACUUUGGUGGACGAGAAUGGCGAGCCGCUUACUCCCACGUCGGCUUGGAGAGCUGCUGAGAAGCUGGCUAAGAUGGCAAUGAUGAAGAAGUCUUUGAAUAGAGUCAGCGACUUGCACGGCUUCGAAAACGCUAGGUUUUAA